UUCAGAAAUAUGAACAACUAAUAAUUCACAGAGAAAAAAAGUAUAAUGAAAUAGUUGAUUAAAAGUAAAAGUCGUACAAAAAUAGACAAGAAACAGUAUAAAUUAAGAGCAAUAGUUAAGAUCACUGAUGAUGACCCAAUUUGAUUGCGAAAUAAUAUUGUAUAAAAUGAACUUCUAAUCAAUUUAAUCAAACAAUUUGAACCAAAACUGCAAAAUUCAAGCAAUAUGCGUCGACUGAAAGCAAGAUAAAUGAACUCGCAUCAACUGCUUUUGAAACAAUUUAAAAUUUUAAUAUAAUCUCACCAAAAACAAGUUGAAAAUUUCGCUUCCAAGUCUUGCCAUAAACUACACACUAGAUGGCGCAUCAAAACAGCCAGAAUAAACAAAAUAAUCAAUUUUUAAAUACAAAUUGUGAGUUGAUAAAUUGAUUAAGGGAUAAAAGUAAACAAAAAUAAAAGUGUUAAAAACCUCUUAAAAAACAAUUGAAGUACUUUUGACCGUUUAUUUGUGCAAACAAUGCCAAAAAACUAAUCUAAACUUACAAACCGUAAAUCCCUAGUAGAAUGUGUAAACAUAGUAUAAACAAUCUAUAGCAUCCAUCUAAUGGUGUCCCGUGUCGGCGGGACAUAUACUAAAAUUGGAACGAUACAGAGAAGAUUAGCAUGGCCCCUGCGCAAGGAUGACACGCAAAAUCGUGAAGCGUUCCACAUUUUUUUUAUGAAUCGAGUUUUGAGCGAAAAUUCGCAGGUUGAGUUUGAUCUUAUAAUGUUAAAGUUGGGAAAGGAAAGAUUACUUGGUUUUUUGUCCCUUCCUUGUUUCUCAUAGUAACAAGUUAUUAACCCAAACAAACAAAAAUCCCAAUUUUCAAUUAUUGGUGCAUUCGAGGCUGUAUUUUAUGUCGAGUGAUUGCUUUUAUUGAUAUCAAGAUUUAAUUUAUCUAAUUUAUCAUGAGUCGUUUUCGUAAUCAAGAAUCCAUGAUGGAACGUAUCACUAACCUGGAGACUCAUUUGAGAGAGAUUUGCUACAAUUUGGCUUCUUACAGUCGUAAAAUUGCCAAAACCCGUGAUGAAGGCGAUUUACUAGCCAGUAGCAUUACCAAAUUUGCUGAAGAGGAAAAUGUCAAUUCAAGUUUGAGAUAUGCAUUGACACAUUUUGCUGAUUGCUUCAGUGCUAUUCAAGAUCAACGAAAUACUGAGGUUUUUCAAUUAGAAGGAAGAAUCAUUCAAGAAAUGAGUGUCUAUGGCGAACUUUGCAAAAAAGCGAAGGAGGAAACUCGUAAAGGUCUACUUGCGAAGACCAAAGCAGGAGACAUUGCUCGAAGUAGCAGCAUCAAUGAAAUUCAUAAUGCAGUCAAAAUGUAUGAAUUUCAAAUUGACAGAUUCGAGCAGAGAAAAUUAUCUGACCUCAAAAAAUACUUCAAGGAAUUGAUUCAAAUCGAGAUGUACUUUCAUGCCAAAAGCGUUGAAAUUUUAACGAAAGCGUACAAAGAAAUGGUUGAUGUGGACGAAAAAUCAGACCUUAAUUCAUUUAGAAACUACUUUGGAAUUAAACGAACACAAUCACCAAUCAAGGAUAAUCGCUUAAGAGGAACAAAGAUAGGAUCUAGUAAAAUGGCAACUUCUUUAAGAAGAUUCAGCUCAUCACCCGAAGUGUCAUCGGAAAAAACGCAAACUUCCAAUGUUAAAUCUAAAAGCGACUCAUCGGAAAGUGAAGAUGAGGAUGAAAUUACUGCAGAAGAUUAUCAAAAUGAACGUUUUCACCAGUGA
This is a messenger RNA of Tetranychus urticae (two-spotted spider mite), 1766 nucleotides long. Its product is annotated as CBY1-interacting BAR domain-containing protein 1-B-like. Gene Ontology annotation, cellular component: ciliary transition zone; ciliary basal body. Gene Ontology annotation, biological process: cilium assembly. Lineage: Eukaryota; Metazoa; Arthropoda; Arachnida; Trombidiformes; Tetranychidae. The record is from RefSeq and is a predicted model, not a curated record.